AUGGCAGAUAUGAGGGCUGCUCUCCUUCGUCCUUUACAGUUGCUUCUCGUCUUGGCUGUUAUUGGAAUCACGACUCAAUACCGCACCAACAUACGCAUUCACGGGAAUGUGACCUGCGAACGAGAUCAAAGAUGGUGUACCAGAAUGGUUUUAAUGGAGUAUGAUUCCUUCAAAAUGCUCCAUGAUAAAGUUGAGGAAUACGGUGUUAAGUGCACAACUGGCUCGUUUGUCCCGUAUGAAAUGAAUGGGAAGCAAGAAGGAGAUGGCCUUUUAGAUAACUUCUACGAAUUGCACAUGUGGAUUUUCCACUCGUGCGCGGAAAAUGGAAACAUUUGGAAGCAGGAACACAAGCUGAACUUGAUUCCAGUUUCAACAACGAACGUCAACCUCCAGCAAGACUAUGCAACGACCAAUAAAGCCAUCAGCGUAAAAUCUUUUUUCGAUGAAGAUGAAAAUAUUUAG
Molecule: messenger RNA, 462 nt
Organism: Caenorhabditis remanei
Lineage: Eukaryota; Metazoa; Nematoda; Chromadorea; Rhabditida; Rhabditidae
Exons: 4
Coding region: 1-462 (153 amino acids)
Source: RefSeq, a predicted model, not a curated record